This is a messenger RNA of Cannabis sativa, 2925 nucleotides long. Its product is annotated as phenylalanine ammonia-lyase. Gene Ontology annotation, cellular component: cytoplasm. The transcript has 2 exons. Gene Ontology annotation, molecular function: ammonia-lyase activity. Bases 585 to 2708 code for a protein of 707 amino acids. Gene Ontology annotation, biological process: L-phenylalanine catabolic process. The record is from RefSeq and is a predicted model, not a curated record. NCBI's taxonomy places the organism in Eukaryota, Viridiplantae, Streptophyta, Magnoliopsida, Rosales, Cannabaceae.
UGGUUAGAUUAUAAAAUAUAAAGUAAUAAUAAUACAUAUUAAAACCUAAAAAGUUUUAUUUUUUUUUUUUUAAAAAUAAAAAAAAAAAAUCCUCAAAAAUUAAGAUAUAUUUAAAUAUUAAAAAAAAAAAAUCAACAUUUUCCUACUACAACAUAUGCCCACGCGACCACCCACCAACGACUAAAAACUUUUUAUUUCUAAAGUCUACUAACAAUGUAGACUAAUCUCGACCUUUUGAUUAACUCCAGUGAAGAUCCAACGUCCACAAUUCAUUUCAACCAACUCCCUUCUUCAUUUGGUGCUCUUUUAAUCAGCUCUCCUCUCUUGUAAGGCUUACCAACUUUUAAUCACCUACCACCUCUUUCUCUCUCUCUGUCUCCUUCAGCCAUCAACUUUGACAACCCCACUUUCUCUCUUCAAAUCCUCAUUCUUCAAAACCUAUAUAACACCCUCAUACCAUCUCUUUACGCUUCAGAAACGAAAUCCCGUUUCAUAUAUUACUUUAUCAUAUAGCAUUAUUUACAUAGCUAGUUCUUGUUUUUGUAUUACUUAUAGAACUACUAUACACAAAUACAAAUAUUGAUAUGGAGCAGAAAAACGACGUGUCGUUGGAGAGUUUCUGUGUGAAAGGUGAUCCCCUCAACUGGGGUUUGGCAGCUGAGUCGAUGAGUGGGAGUCACUUGGACGAGGUCAAGAGAAUGGUUGCUGAAUACCGAAAACCGGUAGUCAGGCUAGGUGGUGAGACUUUGACGAUAUCUCAGGUGGCUGCCAUCGCCGCCGCCGAUGGGGUGAAGGUGGAGCUGUCUGAGUCUUCCAGGGCGGGUGUUAAAGCUAGUAGUGACUGGGUUAUGGAGAGUAUGAACAAAGGUACCGACAGCUAUGGUGUCACCACCGGGUUCGGUGCCACCUCCCACAGGAGAACCAAAAAUGGCGGUGCCCUUCAGAAGGAGUUAAUAAGGUUUUUGAACGCUGGCAUAUUUGGGCACGGAACAGAGUCUUGCCACACUCUUCCUCACUCGUCAACCAGAGCCGGCUUGCUUGUUAGAAUUAACACCCUUCUCCAAGGUUACUCUGGCAUUAGAUUUGAGAUUUUGGAAGCCAUGGCAAAGCUCCUUAACAACAAUGUCACCCCUUGUUUGCCAUUGCGUGGAACAAUCACUGCAUCCGGUGACCUUGUUCCCUUAUCUUACAUUGCCGGUUUACUUACUGGUAGGCCAAACUCAAAGGCAGUGGGUCCUAACGGAGAAUCCCUUACCGCAAAGGAAGCCUUCAAAGUUGCUGACAUUAACUCUAGUUUCUUUGAGUUGCAACCUAAGGAAGGCCUUGCUCUUGUUAAUGGCACCGCUGUUGGUUCCGGUGUGGCCUCUACUGUCCUUUUUGAGGCAAAUAUUCUAGCAGUGUUAGCUGAAGUCUUGUCAGCAAUUUUUGCAGAAGUGAUGCAAGGUAAGCCUGAGUUCACCGAUCACUUGACUCACAAGUUGAAGCACCAUCCUGGUCAAAUUGAGGCUGCAGCCAUAAUGGAACAUAUUUUGGAUGGCAGUUCUUACGUUAAAGAGGCAAAAAAGCUUCACGAGAUGGACCCCCUUCAAAAGCCAAAGCAAGAUCGCUAUGCUCUUAGGACAUCACCACAGUGGCUUGGACCCCAGAUAGAAGUUAUUAGAUUCUCAACCAAGUCUAUUGAGAGAGAGAUUAACUCAGUGAACGACAAUCCUUUGAUUGAUGUUUCAAGAAACAAAGCUCUUCACGGUGGCAACUUCCAAGGGACCCCAAUCGGAGUUUCCAUGGACAACACCCGUUUGGCUAUUGCAGCAAUUGGUAAACUGAUGUUUGCCCAAUUUUCUGAGCUUGUAAAUGAUUUUUACAACAAUGGUUUGCCUUCAAAUCUCUCUGGUGGUCGCAACCCAAGUUUGGAUUAUGGUUUCAAGGGAGCUGAAAUUGCCAUGGCCUCUUAUUGUUCUGAGCUUCAAUAUCUUGCUAAUCCAGUGACUAGCCAUGUCCAAAGUGCUGAGCAACACAACCAAGAUGUGAACUCUCUAGGAUUGAUAUCAUCAAGGAAGAGUGCUGAGUCUAUUGAGAUUCUCAAGCUCAUGUCUACCACAUUUUUGGUGGCUCUUUGCCAAGCCAUUGACUUGAGACAUUUGGAGGAGAAUUUGAGGCACACAGUUAAAAAGACGGUGAGUCUAGUUGCUAAGAAAGUUCUGACUUCCGCAGUCAGUGGUGAACUCCAUCCUUCAAGGUUUUGCGAAGCUGAUCUACUUAAAGUGGUAGACAGGGAAUAUGUUUUUGCCUACAUUGAUGAUCCAUGUAGUGCAACCUAUCCAUUGAUGCAAAAGCUACGACAAGUACUAGUCGAACAAGCUUUGGUUAAUGGUGAAACUGAAAAGAAUCCAAACACUUCUAUCUUUCAAAAGAUUGGAGCUUUUGAAGAGGAAUUGAAGAACAUAUUGCCUAAAGAGGUUGAGAGUUCAAGGGUUGCUCUUGAAAGUGGGAAUCCAACCUUAACAAACAAGAUUAAGGAUUGCAGGUCUUAUCCUUUAUACAAGUUUGUGAGAGAUAAUUUGGAAACAGAUUUGCUAUCAGGAGAGAAUGUUAGAUCACCAGGAGAAGAGUUUGACAAAGUGUUCACUGCCAUGUGCCAAGGAAAGAUUAUUGAUCCCUUGUUGGAAUGUCUUAGCAACUGGAAUGGUACCCCACUUCCAUUGUGUUAAUUAUUUCUUAUACUUCGAUUGUCCUUUUCCCUUUUUUUAUUAUAUAUAUAUGUCCAUAAAUGUUGCUUGAGUUGCAACAAGGUGACUGAGCUAAGAGUUGUAAAAUAAUAUUUGAACUUGCUUUUAUUAUUUGAUAUAUUUUAUAAUAUUAACUACAAUCAGUUUCAAACUCAUGAUGCAUAUGAUGUAUCAUUUGAUACUGAAGUUCAUUGUUCUA